UCUGCUAAACCUUCAAUUCCAGUGGCACACACCUAAGGAUCAAUCAGUCUCCACAAACGGAUUAAUAUAUUAAUUGAAUUACCAGCGUCGGGAUCAAAAAUGGCUGGCGGAGCAGUCUUGAAUGUCGCCGGAGGGAAGGAUUAUCCGGCGAAGAUGACGCUUUAUGUCUUCCUCACCUGUCUCGUGGCCGCCACCGGUGGUCUCAUAUUCGGAUACGAUAUCGGAAUCUCCGGCGGAGUGACGGCUAUGGACUCAUUUCUCAGCCGCUUCUUUCCCUCCGUGUACCGCUUGGAGAAAGAGAGGGCCUCCACGAACGAAUAUUGCAAAUUCAACAGCGAGCUCCUCACGCUCUUCACGUCGUCCCUGUAUCUGGCGGCUCUGGUCGCCUCCUUCUUCGCGGCGACUGUAACAAGGGUGUUCGGCCGAAAAUGGUCCAUGUUCGGCGGAGGUCUCACCUUUCUCGUCGGGGCGGCACUCAACGGCGCGGCGGUGAACGUGCUGAUGCUCAUCCUAGGCCGCAUUCUCCUCGGAAUCGGUGUCGGUUUCGCGAACCAAUCUGUUCCCGUUUACCUCUCUGAGAUGGCCCCCGCGACACUCCGCGGCAUGCUUAACAUCGGAUUCCAGCUGAUGAUCACCGUCGGUAUCUUCGCCGCAAAUCUCAUCAAUUAUGGGACUGCUCAGAUUAAAGGCGGCUGGGGUUGGCGGGUGAGUCUCGCGCUUGCUGGCGUACCAGGGGCCAUCAUCGCUAUCGGCGCAUUCGUACUCCCCGACACCCCAAAUUCACUCAUCGAGCGCGGCCACGAAGCCGCCGCCAAGGCUAUGCUUCGCAAAAUCCGUGGAACUGAUGAAAUUGCGGCGGAAUACGAAGAUCUCGUGAUUGCCAGUAAUGACUCCAAGGUCGUGAAACACCCAUGGAAAAACAUUAGGGAACGAAGAUACAGACCGCAGCUCGUCAUGGCCAUGCUCAUCCCUUUCUUCCAGCAAAUCACCGGCAUCAACAUCAUCAUGUUCUACGCCCCUGUUCUAUUCCGAACUGUGGGCUUCGGCGACCAGGCUUCGCUAAUGUCCGCCGUUAUUACGGGUGUGGUCAACAUGGUGGCCACCUUCGUCUCCAUUUUCUCCGUCGAUAAGGUCGGCCGCCGCGCUCUAUUCCUGGAGGGCGGGGUUCAAAUGUUCAUCUGUCAAAUCAUUGUUGGCUCGCUGAUUGGCAGCAAGUUCGGGGUGAGCGGAGCGCAUGCGGAUUUGUCCAAGGGGUACGCCGCCUUGGUAGUCAUAUUUGUCUGCAUCUACGUGUCCGCGUUCGCGUGGUCUUGGGGACCUCUGGGGUGGCUCGUGCCGUCCGAGAUCUUCCCGUUGGAGAUCCGAUCGGCGGGGCAGAGUAUCAAUGUCUCGGUAAAUAUGUUCUUCACCUUCAUCAUCGCCCAAGUUUUUCUCAACAUGCUCUGCCAUAUGAAAUUCGGGCUAUUCUUCUUCUUUGCCGGCUGGGUUGUUGUAAUGACAACGUUCAUCUGGUUCUUCUUGCCGGAGACGAAGAACGUGCCAAUAGAAGAGAUGGUGUUUGUUUGGAAGAAGCACUGGUUUUGGGGAAAGUUCAUCCCCGAUGAGGCGCUGCACGGCAGAGGUGGCGCAGCCGCUUAAGUGAAAUGGCUGAUUGUUGUC
Molecule: messenger RNA, 1659 nt
Organism: Phalaenopsis equestris
Lineage: Eukaryota; Viridiplantae; Streptophyta; Magnoliopsida; Asparagales; Orchidaceae
Product: sugar carrier protein C-like
Exons: 1
Coding region: 100-1638 (512 amino acids)
Biological process (GO): monosaccharide transmembrane transport
Cellular component (GO): membrane
Molecular function (GO): monosaccharide transmembrane transporter activity
Source: RefSeq, a predicted model, not a curated record